This is a messenger RNA of Orbilia oligospora ATCC 24927, 1407 nucleotides long. RefSeq lists its product as uncharacterized. The record is from RefSeq and is a predicted model, not a curated record. Bases 1 to 1407 code for a protein of 468 amino acids. Gene Ontology annotation, molecular function: chloride channel activity. The transcript has 4 exons. Lineage: Eukaryota; Fungi; Ascomycota; Orbiliomycetes; Orbiliales; Orbiliaceae.
AUGGCGGGCAGCACCGCUCGAGAGAGCUUCUUUGAUGAUUUGAGCAGUGAUCUAGAUAGUUAUUUCACUGGUCCUAUCGAUGCCACCAAAUCUUCCAAGCUUCCAUACUUUAUGCGUGUUCGCGGUUCGGUUCUUCCGGGACUGAUUCUACCUAUGCUCUUCGUGGCAGCAUGGUGUGUUUGGAUUACAUGCGUUCACAAGCUCGUCCGUCCGUUGGCUAUCGACUCCCUCCUGCUUACGGUUUUGGGUUUCCUGGUCGGUUUGGCACUGUCUUUCAGAUCAUCGACAGCAUAUGAGCGAUACAACGACGGUAGAAAAUGCUGGGCCAAUCUUACAUUGAACGUUCGAAACAUCGCUCGUCUUAUCUGGAUUCAUGUCCGCGAACGUGACGACUCUAAAGAAGAUGACGUUCUCGCCAAAUUGACCGCUAUGAACUUGCUAUUGGCCUUCUGCGUCGCCCUCAAGCAUAAGCUCCGCCACCAGCCUGAGUACGACUACAAGGAUCUCCAAGGUCUCAUUGUCAACAUUCAAAGUUUCGCCAAGCAAGCUCAUCGGGACGGUGAUAUCCCACCACGCAAGGCUCUUACCACCCCACAGAGAAUCUCAGCCUACCUCGGAAUCACCUUUUUCGAGAAGAACCCCAUCAGACGUUACAAGGCCUAUAAGAAGGCUGGAAAGAACCAUGGAAAUUUGCCACUUGAGAUUAUGACUUAUUUGAGCUCUUACCUUGAUUCAGCUGUCCAGGGCGAGCAGCUUAAGGUUCCCGCUUACCAGAGCAUGGCUAUGACUUAUCUCGGUGGAAUGAUGGACUCCCUCACCAACUGCGAACGUAUCUCUCAGACUCCUCUCCCACUUGCUUACAACAUUGUGAUCAGUCAAAUCACUUGGCUCUACGUUCUCUUCUUGCCAUUCCAGCUCGUUUCCAAGUUGGGCUGGGUUUCCAUCCCUGGUACCUUGAUCGGUGCUUACAUCAUUCUCGGAUUCGCUGCCAUCGGUCGUGAAAUCGAAGACCCCUUCGGUGAUGAUGUUAACGAUUUGAACCUUGACCGUUAUUGCGACUCUAUCGCCCUCGAACUCGAUAUGAUCCUCUCUGUUGCUCCACCAAAGCCUUCGGACUUCAUUCAGCGUGAUGACAACUACGUCAUGUUCCCCAACAUGAACGAGGGUUACAAGGCAUGGAAGGCCAAGGGUAUCGAGAAGAUUCGCUCAGAACUUAAGCAGAAGCCACUUCGUCAUGCCAACCCAGCUUUGGCACGUGAGAUCCGUCAAUCGGAGCUGAGAGAUCGAGACCAUGACCUCGAUAAGAGGCAGAGAGAAGAAGAUGAACGUGAGGAAGCAGCAGCAAAGGGAGAGCAGCAGAAGAAGAAGAAUGAGCAAGCACAAGUACCCGCUGACGACGCUGUGUGA